This is a messenger RNA of Penaeus vannamei (Pacific white shrimp), 1583 nucleotides long. NCBI's taxonomy places the organism in Eukaryota, Metazoa, Arthropoda, Malacostraca, Decapoda, Penaeidae. The record is from RefSeq and is a predicted model, not a curated record.
AUGUGGAGGACCUGCAGAGAGAGAGACAGAUACUAUGGACACGUUUGUUGAUUCCUCAUGGUACUUCUUGAGGUUCCUGGAUCCUCACAAUACAGAGAAACCCUUUAGUCACGAUGCCCAAAGAGAUAACAUGCCUGUUGAUUUGUACGUCGGUGGGAAAGAGCAUGCUGUGUUGCACAUGUUCUACGCACGUUUCAUACAGCACUUCUUAGCGAGCCUGGGAUUGGCGAGCCACAAGGAACCCUUCAAAAGACUGGUCACCCAGGGCAUGGUCAUGGGUGAGACCUAUAGGGUAAAGGACUCAGGCAGGUACCUCACCAAGGACGAAGUGGAUUUCUCUGUCAAGCCUCCUGUGGAACGUGGAACGGGAAGCGAACUCGUUGUGACGUAUGAGAAGAUGAGCAAAAGCAAGCACAACGGAAUUGACCCAAAGGAUGUGUUGGAAGAAUAUGGCACUGACACCACUAGGCUGUUGAUGUUGGCAAACUUUGCUCCAUCGUCUCAGAGGAACUGGUCCAAAGAUACAUUCCCGGGUAUUCUGAACUGGCAGAACCGCCUUUGGCUCACAGUCUCAGAAUUCAUCCACAUGCGGCAGGAUAAGGAACUUCAGGCAGAUGCUCCUUUGAGCAUGGAGGAGAUGCAGGAGCACAAGGACUUCCUUUUCGAAAAUCGGAACUUCUACCUGAGAGGAGCAACGUACAAUUUCUUAUAUACGAACCAGCUGAGUGUCGCCAUCUCUUAUAUGCAGGGACUAACUGUAAGCUUGAGGAAAAUACCAAAAGAAAUGAUGCUGACGGAGGAAUUUGAAAAAUCAUUAGCUGCGCAGAUUAUAAUGCUGUCACCCAUAACCCCUCACUUAGCUAGCGAAUUGUGGGCGGGUUUCUGCAGCGUUGCAACCUCUCCAUGCACAAGGAAGGAUGUACCCUUAUUGGAGCAACGGUGGCCGGAGAUCGACUCGGAAUUCGGAUUGCCUCUCUUCUGUAGGAUCCCAGGGAAGGAUCCCUGCAUCGUCAAAGUGCCCCGCAGCAUCUUGGACAGUAUGACCGUUGACACAGCCACAGCCCAUGCUCUGGCCAACGAGGAGGUCCAGAAUUGCAUGGUUGGGAAGCAGUUGAUCAGGACGCACCUACAGAUCCAGCCUGGCAUCGGGGGGAACUUAUCCUUCGUGGCCAAGGCAUUGGACCCAGCAAGCAGCAAGGAGGAGAGGAAGAGGCUGAAGGAAGAGAAGAAGAGAUUGAAGAAAGAGAGGAAGAACAAGAAGAGUAAUAUGCAAGGCUUGUAGGUUUUUGUGACUUAGGUGUGAUGUCCUCAGGGGACUGUCAGUCUCAGCAUCAAAGUUUGUCAUGCUCAGUGAUUUUGUUAUAUGAGUAUAGAGUGAGAUGUGUAUAUAUACUGGAGGUAUUCAGUGUACAGAAUUGUUCAAUUUCACAGAAUUUGCUAAACUUCCACUGUAUAAAAGGUAGAGAAAAUGUACAAAUGGUUGUAAGUAUUUAUAAAAUCACAAUAAAGUUUGUUUUGUCUGUAAAUAAAGAAGCUGUAUUUAUUGUUGUAAUUUAUGUACAUUAACCCAUAUAAUAAAUCUG